AUGUUCGAUCGAGUUCAAGGUAUUGAUAAACCAAAAACCUAUUACGACUUUUUGUGUGCUCAGGUCGGCGUCAAAGCUGAUUCAGUAGCAAUAGCUCAGCUCUACAAGCUUCUCGCUAGCGGUGGAUACAACAUGAUACGCCAAUUCAUGGACCAUGUUUGGGUUGAUAAAGAAAUACACUGGGUUGAGAUGAAAAUUGUUUGUGAAACAAGGGGCCUAGAACAUGCCUUAGAGCUCAAAAGGAUGAUUGAAAAGGCUUAUCCAACAACAACAGUAUUUGAAACAGAACCUUUCAAUGAUAAGCGCAUGUGUCCAUGUUACGUGAAGAAAUAG
Parnassius apollo (apollo) is the source of this 333-nucleotide messenger RNA. NCBI's taxonomy places the organism in Eukaryota, Metazoa, Arthropoda, Insecta, Lepidoptera, Papilionidae. The record is from the annotation of a GenBank genome assembly.